AUGCCUCUCCAGUGUCAAGGUGGCUUUGUAUCGCAGAGUUCGUCAUUGCAGCCGAGGGAGGCGGAGCCGAAUCAGCACACUGAGGUUGCAAUAUCGCCAGCAUUGGAGAGAAAGCUGGUGACCCUGAGACAAAUCACACAGAUCCGUCGUCCUUGCAAGCUUCGAGUCAGGCGAAUGGAGGUGGUUACCAUCGCCGGUGGAUGGAAUGCCGUCUUCUGCAAAGUGACGGACGACCCGUUCCUGGACUACGACCUCGGAGGCCGUGUCUACACCGGAGAGCGUGCUCUCUGCACGCAAGUAAUCACUCAGUUCGUUUUGUAUGCUCCAGCUACCGCAAUCGAUCAAUGUAUUGGCCGCAACGAACAUGCACCUAACUACGAGCGCAAGGAGGGCCAGAUGCCCUUCUAUGACUGGUCUGGAGAGUGUGUUCAUCUGAGAUGCUUGGUCAGACGAACAACGCAGCACGGACGGCGCUACUCACAACAAUUCGAGCCGAGAGCGUUGGGCAUGGCCAUCGGCCGGAGGACAGCUUUGGCCGAGACAUAUGGACCUUACGUAAUGACUUGCUUCCCGCCUGAGCCCAAAUCCUCCGCGCUCCCUCCCACCAAGCUCAGCAGAUCAACGGGUGCUGCUAGCAAGCCAUUUUCGCGCCAAGCAGAGCGAUACAUUGGCUCUCCAAGUCUUCUAUGUUCCGCCUCAUCCCUUGGAGCACCUCCCAACCCAGCUCCAUCUCUGUUCCACCCCAGUCUAGACGGAAUACUUCGAAAGGAGGAAGAAGCUGUGAAGAUACAAGAGGUUCUCAAAUCUCUUGAUGAGCCCAAGCAGCUGGACCGUACAGAGUCUCAGCGGCACAGUGGUGAAUACCGCUGUGGUGAGGCACGCGUCGCCAUUGGCAAUACAACCGAGGCUAGCGACGGAGAGAAAGCCGGCACCCAGAUUGGCGCUACAAUGGCUGCUGACGACGAGCGCGAGAAGGGCCCAAUGAGCCUCUUUGGCUCUAUUCGAAAACGACUCUCCACGCCUGCAGACAGCUCUCGUAAAGAGUCCGCCAACCUUACCGAGGCCCAGACGAGCUUCCUACCGUGGCCUGGGAGGAACAUUCGGACGAAGCCCGGCAUUAACGAAGGUUCCUCUUUCUUGGCUUAUCCGACAUUCGACUUCUGA
Messenger RNA from Diaporthe amygdali, 1164 nucleotides. Its product is annotated as rna drb0094 family. NCBI's taxonomy places the organism in Eukaryota, Fungi, Ascomycota, Sordariomycetes, Diaporthales, Diaporthaceae. The record is from RefSeq and is a predicted model, not a curated record. The coding region runs from base 1 to 1164 and encodes 387 amino acids. The transcript has 8 exons.